Aplosporella prunicola CBS 121167 is the source of this 582-nucleotide messenger RNA. RefSeq lists its product as uncharacterized. The coding region runs from base 1 to 582 and encodes 193 amino acids. The record is from RefSeq and is a predicted model, not a curated record. Lineage: Eukaryota; Fungi; Ascomycota; Dothideomycetes; Botryosphaeriales; Aplosporellaceae. The transcript is spliced from 4 exons.
AUGCAGAGCACGCGUUUGAGAAAAGCUUUUCGCUACCCAGAUGACGAGGACGACGAUGAACCUGUCGAUGGCAUCGACGAGGAAGAGCAAGACAAGCUCAUCGCCGAGAUCUCACUCGAAGACAUUGCCAAGACGGAGUUUUUUCAGAAAGCGUUCGUCAGCAUCCCCGCGCUGUCGCUGAUCCUGUACCUCCGCCCGCUCUUCUCGCCCUCCUCGUUCUCCGAGUUCCUCACCGCUUGCCUGGCCAUUACGAGUCUCUGCGCCUCGGCCUACAUCCUGUACUUUGUCCCGCUGCGCUCGCCGGGACGGUCGCCAACUGCGGCGAGGGAUCCCCAGACGUUCGAUGUGGUGAAUGCGCACCUCGAGUCCGGCAGCCCGAUUGAGCGGUCGAUAGGGUAUUUGAAUGGAGCGCUCUGCGCGGUUGUGGCUCUGAGCUCGUGGGCUGCGGGCACGAGAGUUAGUCCUUGGGAGGGGUAUUUGCCUGGCUUGAUUCUGGGGCUUGUUUACCUUGUCCGCUCACAGCUGGCGCCUGUUGAUGUUGCUGGCUUGGAACGUCUCAGGUAUGGGUAUAAGGGCGCGUGA